Messenger RNA from Sus scrofa (pig), 4693 nucleotides. It is a transcript of the gene JAK3, whose product is annotated as Janus kinase 3. Gene Ontology annotation, molecular function: ATP binding; non-membrane spanning protein tyrosine kinase activity; growth hormone receptor binding. Lineage: Eukaryota; Metazoa; Chordata; Mammalia; Artiodactyla; Suidae. Gene Ontology annotation, biological process: cell differentiation; regulation of apoptotic process; cytokine-mediated signaling pathway. Gene Ontology annotation, cellular component: membrane; cytosol; cytoskeleton. The record is from RefSeq and is a predicted model, not a curated record.
GUCCCCCACAUGGCCAUGACUUUCGGUAAGUGACAGCGGCUCAGGAAGCCGAGGGGCCCACACAGGAAGGAGCGAGUGGGACUUUCCUCCUCUUGUUGCUGCCCCACGGUGGCGGCUCUGCCCGCCUGUGGCUGCCCCAGGGUCACCCACCUCCAGCCAGGCUGCACUCAUGGCACCUCCAAGUGAAGAGACACCCUUGAUCCCUCAGCGCUCCUGCAGCCUCUCCUCUUCAGAGGCUGGUGCCCUGCAUGUUCUGCUGCCCCCUCGGGGCCCUGGACCCCCACAGCGCCUAUCCUUCUCCUUUGGGGACCACUCCGCUGAAGAGCUGUGUGUUUGGGCUGCUAAGGCCAGUGGUAUCCUGCCUGUGUACCACUCCCUCUUUGCUCUGGCCACGGAGGACCUGUCCUGUUGGUUCCCCCCAAGCCACAUCUUCUCCGUGGAGGAUGCAGGCACCCAAGUCCUCGUCUACAGGCUCCGCUUUUACUUCCCCAACUGGUUUGGGCUAGAGAAAUGCCACCGCUUUGGGCUACGAAAGGACUUAACCAGUGCCAUUCUUGACCUGCCAGUCCUGGAGCAUCUCUUUGCUCAGCAUCGCAACGACUUGGUGAGUGGCCGCCUCCCAGUGGGCCUCGGCCUCAAGGAGCAGGGUGAGUGUCUCAGCUUGGCCGUCCUGGACCUGGCCCGGAUGGCCCUCGAGAAGGCUCAGCGGCCUGAAGAGCUGCUGAAGAUUGUCAGCUACAAGGUCUGCCUGCCCCCUGCUCUACGUGACCUGAUCCAAGGCCUGAGUUUCGUGACGCGGAGGCGUAUUCGAAGGACAGUGCGUCGGGCCCUGCGUCGCGUGGCCGCCUGCCAGGCUGACCGACACUCGCUCAUGGCCAAGUACAUUAUGGACCUCGAGCGUCUGGACCCAGCCAGGGCAGCCGAGACCUUCCGCGUGGGCCUUCCCGCGGCUGCUGGUGGUCAGGAUGCGCCAGGGCUGCUCCGUGUGGCUGGUGGCAGCGGCAUCUCCUGGAGCCCAGGAGAAGAGGUUCUUCAGCCCUUCUGCGACUUUCCAGAAAUCGUGGAUAUCAGCAUCAAGCAGGCCCCGCGCGUUGGCCCCGCCGGGGAGCAUCGCCUGGUCACAGUCACCAGGACAGACAACCAGAUCCUGGAGGCUGAGUUCCCCGGGCUGCCUGCCGCGCUGUCCUUCGUGGCGCUGGUGGAUGGCUACUUCCGGCUGACCACCGACUCGCAGCACUUCUUCUGCAAGGAGGUGGCGCCGCCGCGGCUUCUGGAAGAGGUGGCUGAGCAGUGCCAUGGCCCCAUCACCCUGGAUUUUGCCAUCAACAAACUCAAGACUGGGGGCUCACUUCCUGGCUCCUACGUUCUCCGUCGCAGCCCUCAGGAUUUCGACAGUUACCUCCUAACUGUCUGUGUCCAGACCCCUCUGGGCCCUGAUUACAAGGGCUGCCUCAUCCGGUGUGACCCUACGGGAACCUUCUCCCUGGUUGGCCUUAGCCGUCCCCACAACAGUCUUCGAGCGCUCCUGGCAGCCUGUUGGGAUGGUGGGUUGCACGUGGAUGGGGUUGAGCUGAAUCUCACUUUCUGCUGCACCCCCAGACCCAAAGAAAAGUCCAAUCUGAUAGUGAUCCGGAGGGGUUGCAGUCUGCCCACCUCAUCCCCUGUUCAGCCCCAGUCCCAAUGCCAGCUGAGCCAGAUGACAUUUCACAAGAUCCCUGCCGACAGCCUAGAGUGGCAUGAGAACUUGGGUCAUGGAUCCUUCACCAAGAUUUACCGGGGCUGUCGCCACGAGGCUGUGGAUGGGGAGGCCCGGGAGACAGAAGUCCUGCUCAAAGUGAUGGAUGCCAAGCACAAGAACUGCAUGGAGUCAUUCCUGGAAGCAGCGAGCUUGAUGAGCCAAGUAUCAUACCAGCAUCUCGUGUUGCUCCAUGGCGUAUGCAUGGCUGGAGACAGCAUCAUGGUGCAGGAAUUCGUACACCUGGGAGCAUUGGACACGUAUCUGCGCAAGUGUGGCCACCUGGUGCCAGCAAGCUGGAAGCUACAGGUGAUCAAACAGCUGGCCUAUGCCCUCAACUAUCUGGAAGACAAAGGUCUCCCCCAUGGCAACGUCUCAGCCCGGAAGGUGCUCCUGGCUCGAGAGGGGGCCGAUGGGAACCCGCCUUUUAUCAAGCUGAGUGAUCCUGGUGUCAGCCCCACUGUACUAAGCCUGGAGAUGCUUACCGACAGGAUCCCCUGGGUGGCCCCUGAGUGUCUCCAGGAGGCCCGAACACUUGGCUUGGAAGCUGACAAGUGGGGCUUUGGUGCCACAGUCUGGGAGGUGUUCAGCGGUGUCAUGAUGCCCAUCAGCACUCUGGAUCCUGCCAAGAAGCUACAGUUUUACCAGGAACGGCAACAGCUCCCUGCCCCCAAGUGGAUGGAGCUGGCCCUGCUGAUCCAGCAGUGCAUGGCCUACGAGCCAGGCCAGAGGCCUUCCUUCCGUGCUGUCAUCCGUGACCUGAACAGCCUCAUCACUUCAGAUUAUGAACUCCUCUCAGACCCCACGCCUGGUGCCCUAGCACCCCGUGACGGGCUUUGGAAUGGCGCCCAGCUCUAUGCCUGCCAGGACCCUACCAUCUUUGAGGAGAGACACCUCAAGUACAUCUCACAGCUGGGCAAGGGCAACUUUGGCAGCGUGGAACUCUGCCGCUACGACCCACUGGGCGACAACACAGGUGCUCUGGUGGCCGUGAAGCAGCUGCAGCACAGUGGCCCAGAACAGCAGAGGGACUUCCAGCGGGAGAUCCAGAUCCUUAAAGCCCUCCACAGCGACUUCAUUGUCAAGUACCGGGGUGUCAGCUAUGGCCCAGGCCGCCAGAGUCUGCGGCUGGUCAUGGAAUAUCUGCCAAGCGGCUGCCUGCGGGACUUCCUGCAGAGGCACCGCGCGCGCCUAGAUGCUGGCCGCCUGCUCCUCUACGCCUCGCAAAUCUGCAAGGGCAUGGAGUACCUGGGCUCCCGCCGCUGCGUGCACCGCGACCUGGCAGCCCGUAACAUCCUGGUGGAGAGCGAAACGCACGUCAAGAUCGCCGACUUCGGCCUCGCGAAGCUGCUGCCGCUAGACAAAGACUACUAUGUGGUCCGCGAGCCCGGCCAGAGCCCCAUCUUCUGGUAUGCCCCGGAGUCCCUCUCAGACAAUAUCUUCUCGCGCCAGUCGGAUGUCUGGAGCUUCGGGGUCGUGCUGUAUGAGCUCUUCACCUACAGCGACAAGAGCUGUAGCCCCUCAGCCGAGUUCCUGCGGAUGAUGGGAUGUGAGCGAGAUGUCCCAGCCCUCUGUCGUCUCCUGGAGCUGCUGGCCGAAGGCCAGAGGCUGCCCGCACCUCCUGCCUGUCCUAGUGAGGUUCAUGAGCUCAUGAAGCUGUGCUGGGCCCCUAGCCCUCAAGAUCGGCCAUCAUUCAGCACCCUGGGCCCUCAGCUGGAUGCACUGUGGAGUGGAGGCCGGGGAUAGUGUCCAGAGCAUGGAACUCUCAGCUUCCCUGCUUGUCCUAUUCACUGUCAUUUUUAUAUCUCCUACACACACACACCUCUGGGUUCUGGUCUCCAUGGACUGGCUAUGUGCCCUUGAGCAGGGAGCCACCUUCUCUGGGCUUUCUGCUUCACAGAGAUCCCCUCAUGGGGCAAGUGACAUUGCACUUGGAGGGCAACCCUUGCUUGUAGAGCAACAGCGGCGUGGCCUUUGGAACCCAUAAAGAUUCAAGACAGAUACAAUACUAGGGUCUACUGAGCCUCGCGCCCCAGAUUCUAGGGACCAAACUUAAGCCACGCCCCUCUUCUCAUUCUCUUAGGUGUUUGGCCCUGAGCUUCCUGUCUCAUUUCCUGAGCAGACAUUGCAUAACUUUAAAUGUAUGAUCAGGCUUCUCUCUUCCCCUCACUCGUUAGCUGGAGGAAGCCAAGGACAAGAACACCUGCUCUGGCUGAAAAUUCACUUUUAGGGGGAGCCCUGUGACUGUGUGGGAUCGUGUAAGAGCCCAGGACAGGCUGAGGUUCCAGUCCACCCUAACUGACCCCGAGUAUCCCAGGGCUUCAGUUUUCCUGCCUGCACACUGCAGCCCUUUCUAUACAGACCAGAGGAUUAUGCAGUUAACAAUCGAGCCCAACAGGAGCUUGUCAGCUGUUGAAGGAAGGAAAGGCAUUCUUGGCAGAGGGAAGAGCAUGGCAAGAGGGAGGAGGCUCCCUGAGUACAGAGGUUAAGAGCGCAGGUUACUGGAGCUCAUGGUGUUGUCACUUAUUUGCUGUGUGAUGAUGAGUGAGUUGCUUCCUCUCUUUGGGCCUUAGUUUCAUCCUCUGUGUAACGGGCAAUAGUGUUGGCCCUUUGGCUGUACAGAGUCAACUUCUGGGGGCUUGUGAAAAGGCAUCUUGUGCAGGUUAGGCCUCCCACCACAACUUCACACCUGCCUACAAGGCUUUUCUGCCAAUUUUGCCUCUCUGGAAAACUCUUAUUCAUCUCUCAAAACCCCAGCUAUUACCUCCUUGCAGCUUUACCUAGGGUUCUCCCACUACUCUCAGCCAGUCCUGUACUUCCGACCCUAGGGCAGGGGUGGUGUCUGUGUCUGGUUCUGUCUCCACUGACCUGGAGGCUCCUUGGGGGCUGGGCUGGGGUGGGCACAGAGAGGACUCUGGGAGCAAUUGCUGAAUGAAUAAAGAAGUUUAGUGGAAAGGA